Manis pentadactyla (Chinese pangolin) is the source of this 6168-nucleotide messenger RNA. It is a transcript of the gene GEN1, whose product is annotated as GEN1 Holliday junction 5' flap endonuclease. The transcript is spliced from 14 exons. Lineage: Eukaryota; Metazoa; Chordata; Mammalia; Pholidota; Manidae. The record is from RefSeq and is a predicted model, not a curated record. Gene Ontology annotation, molecular function: 5'-flap endonuclease activity; four-way junction DNA binding. The coding region runs from base 260 to 2977 and encodes 905 amino acids.
UGUGGGAAAGGGCGCCGAAUUCGAAGUGCUUACAAGCUCUUCCUGGGUGGGCUGCUAAGCCCCAAAUGCUCGUCUUUGGGAAAGGAAAGAGGAGUUUUUCCUUUCCCUCUUUCUUUCUUUCUUUCUUUUUUUUUUUUGUAGGAAAGCAAAUUCGGAAACUUGGAGGUAGCAAUAGUUAGGAUUCAGGCCAAACUGGUAGAAGACGAAGGGCGUCUUGCAAAACCAAGGAGAAAGGGUUGGCCGGCAGAUAAUCACCAGGAUGGGAGUGAAUGACUUGUGGCAAAUUCUGGAGCCUGUUAAGCAACACAGCCACCUGCAUAGUCUUGGUGGGAAAACCAUUGCAGUUGAUCUGAGUCUCUGGGUUUGUGAAGCACAGACAGUCAAAAAAAUGAUCGGAACAGUCAUGAAGCCCCACCUCAGGAACUUAUUUUUUCGUAUCUCAUAUUUAACGCUAAUGGAUGUGAAACUAGUGUUUGUUAUGGAAGGGGAACCGCCAAGGCUAAAAGCUGAUGUUAUAAGCAAAAGGAAUCAGAUGCGGUAUGGGCCUUCGGGAAAAACAUGGCCUCAGAGAACAGGAAGAUCACAUUUUAAAUCAGUUUUAAGAGAGUGUCUUGAUAUGCUGGAAUGCUUAGGAAUUCCCUGGGUCCAAGCUGCUGGGGAAGCUGAAGCCAUGUGUGCUUAUCUCAAUGCCCAGGGUUAUGUAGACGGCUGCCUCACCAAUGAUGGAGAUGCUUUCCUUUACGGAGCCCAGACUGUUUAUCGCAAUUUCACCAUGAAUACCAAGGACCCACAUGUUGACUGUUACACAAUGUCAUCUAUCAAGAGUAAACUAGGUUUGGAUAGAGAUGCUCUGGUUGGACUAGCAAUACUACUGGGCUGUGAUUAUCUUCCAAAAGGAGUCCCUGGAGUCGGCAAGGAGCAAGCGUUAAAACUUGUACAGAUUGUGAAAGGGCAAAGUUUACUUCAGAGGUUUACUCAGUGGAAUGAAAAAUCUUGUUACUCUAAUCCCCAACCGCUGGUUAAUAAAAAACCAGCUCAUUGCUCUGUGUGUUCCCAUCCAGGUUCACCUAAGGAUCAUGAACGUAAUGGAUGCAAAUUAUGUAAAACUGAUCAAUACUGUGAACCACAUGAUUAUGAAUACUGUUGUCCUUGUGAGUGGCACUGUACAGAAUAUGAUAGGCAACUAAAUGCAGUAGAGAACAGUAUUAAGAAAAAAGCCUGCAAUUGUGAGGGAUUCCCAUUCUAUGAGGUUAUUCAAGAAUUCCUUUUGAACAAGGAUAAAUUGGUGAAGACAAUCAGGUACCAAAGACCUGAUUUAUUAUUGUUUCAGAGAUAUACUCUUGAAAAAAUGGAGUGGCCCAAUCACUAUGCAUGUGAGAAGCUGUUGGUGCUUUUGACCCACUAUGACAUGAUAGAAAGGAAGCAUGGCAGAAAGAACUCUUACCAACUACAGCCAGUUCGAAUUGUUAAAACCCGGAUCAGAAAUGGAGUUCGUUGCUUUGAAAUAGAAUGGGAAAAGCCUGAGCAUUAUGCUAUAGAAGAUACACAUGGAGAAUUGGUUCUGCAAACAACAGAAAAAGAAUCAUUGUUUGAAGCAGCUUAUCCUGAGAUUGUUGCUGUUUACCAAAAACAAAACUUAGAAAUUAAAGGGAAGAAACAGAAGAAUAUGAAAAUUAAACCUAAAGGAAAUAAUUUGCUAGAAUCAGAUGAUAUGAUGUAUUUUCAGUCACACAUGAGUUUAAAACCCACAUGUGAAAUCUUUUCUAAGCAGAAUUCCAAGUUAAAUUUGGAAAUUUUUCCUGAUUCUCCAUCACCCCAGGAAUCUAAUGCUGUGUUGUCGAAUAGCUUGCUUUUACCUGAAGACACUCCCUGUGUGAAUAUACAAUGGUUAAUGUCUCCAAGACCUUUGGCUAUGCAGCAAAUUAAAACUGUCAGUAAGUCUCUAAUCUCAGAACCUAGUCAAACCAAUACCUCAUCCCAUAAUAUAGCAGUGAUUGCUGAUCUACACUUGAGCACCAUUGACUGGGAAGGUACUUCUUUUAGUAAAUCUCCAGCUAUCCCAAGGAACACUUUCCCUCAUGAUUUAAAAUCAGAACUUGAAACAGCCAUCCCUGAUAACUUUAAAAAUAACCCAGAACAAUUGUCAGGUGAAUCAAAAUGGUGCACCACAAACAUUAAUAAAGUAUUGGAUCAGGAUCUUCAAAAGACUAAUUCUGAAGAACAUCUACUUUCUGGCAUCACUGAUUUACACCUUCAGGAUUUGCCUUUAAAGGAACGAAUACAUGUAAAAUCAUUAUCUCUUCAGGAUAAUGUACAAGCAGAUGUUGACCUAAAAACUCUGUCCCUACUUACUGCAAAAGAAUCUUAUAUUACUAACAGCAGUUCUGAUUGUCAGUCACAUCUCUCAAAGGAUCUUCCAGGAGUUCAUUUGCAAAAUGAAUCUAGAAACUCUGAAGUUCUAAAAGGAGACCAGCUGUUUCAGAAUUAUAAAGUGAAUACUUAUAUACCUUUUUCUGUCAAGAACCCAAUAGUAAAACCCUCCAGCAUUAGAACUGGACCAUCAAAUACUUCUUUCAAUCAUAGUAGAAAAGUUGAUGAACAAACUGCUCGGAAAAUUGUAAUGAAGACGAGCGUUGGCCUAGAUAGACAUUCCUCUGAAGAAAAAAGUGUCCCAGUAUUGGAGAAAGCUAAGUGUUCAACUCAGAAAAUAAAGCAGAGUUCUUGGAAGCAUUACCCAGCCCAAUUCAAGAAAAAUGACACCAACAAAUUGAGUAACUCUAACAUACAUGUUAAAGAAACUGAACAGUGUGUUCAGGCAUAUAAAACAGAUGGAAAUGAAGAAAACUGUUCCCCAGACGCAGCAAAAGGUUCUCUGAGGUUUGUACAGCAUCGUAAGGGAAAAGAUGACUCUAAUAAUUACUCGGAUAGUCCCCUCCCUUUGUGUCAGAGAUUAAAACUAAGGUUUCAAAACACUUGAAAUGAAACUUAAUAUAUUUAAGUAUAUGUUAUUAUUUUAGUACUAUCGGCAUUAGCAAAGGCAGAAAGAAGAUAUCUAGUUAAUGGUUAGUAGAAAAAUGUAAUGUAGUUCUAAAUCUCAUGGGACACUUUUGCCACUUUAAUUAAAAUUGUAGUUUAAAAAUAUUACCUAAAACUGCAGUUUUAAAGGAUGAUCCUUGUGAAAACUUUAGAAAAUAUGUGUUUUUAAAAUAUUCUUUUGCUGUUUUUCGUAUCUCUAUUGAUUAUUCUUUAGUUGUAGCUUUAAAGUGUUAGUACAGUUCUAGAUAGAAUAAAUCCUUUGGCACAUUUUUACUCAUUUCUUCUACAAGCUUCUAAAGUACUUGUUUAUAUUACAGCUCAUUCCCAAGAGUAUAACUUUUUGUAACUGUCUACACUCUCACAAUGUUUUCUAUGCUGCCUUUCCUGACAGUUACUUUUUCUUUUAAUGUGAAGAUACUUUUAAGUGUGCUCUGCCAGUUUGAUGACAUUAUUCUCCUUUGUGAGGGGCCAAGAUGGAAAAAGAGGCAACUGAUCAAUGUAUAUAAUAAAAAUGAUGGUUGUAAUAGCUGAACAAACUGAGGAAAGCUACUCCUUACAUAUCCCCAAAAGUUCACAGGCAUGCCAAGUGGACUUGGAAGAUAGAAUGCAUAAGCAGAGGAAAAUUAGAAAUUUCCAGAGGAUCACAUAGUUAAUUAAUGGUAUGGGAUUUCUUGCUUCCUAAUGCCCUGGUUUUUCUGUUUUCUUUUUCUUUUAUAGCACGUUUUUCUUUUCCUUUUUAAAAUAUGAAUCUAUAUAAUAUUGACUUCAAUACCUCCAAAUAUUAAGUUGUGUACUCAUUUAUUUAGCACUCAAACAGUCUGGAAGCAACCAGAUUGGAAAGGAAAAAGCAAAACUGUCGCUCUUUGCAGAUGACAGAUCUUUUAUAUACAGAAGUCUAAGAAAUCCAUUAAAAGCUAUUAGAACUGAUAAAUGAACUCAGCAAGGUUGCAGGAUACAAGAUCAAAUUACAAACAUCAGUUGUAUUUCUAAGCAUCCAUGGUGAAUAAUACUAAAUGAAAUGAAGAAAAUUCCAUCUACAACAUCAAAAAGAAUAAAAUUAAAUAAAUGUAACAAAAUAAAUGCAAUUUAUACUCUCAAUACUAUAUUGUUUAAAGAAAUUAAGGAAAAUAAACAGAAAGCUACCCCAUGUUCAUGGAUUAAAAGACUUGAUAUUAAGAUGGCAAUACUCCCCAAAUUUGUAGAUUCAAUGCAAUCCUCAGCAAGUCCAGCUGAUUUCUUUGCAGAAAUUGACAAGCUGAUUCUAACAUUCAUAUGGACAUUUAAAACAGAAUAGACAAAGCAAUCUAAAACAAAUUGGAGGUCUCACCCUUCCUGUUUCUGAUUUCAAAACUUACUACAAAGCUACAGUAAUGAAGAAUAUUGUAAUGGCAUAAAGGUAGAUAUAUAGAUCAAUGGGAUAGAAUUAAGGGUCCAGGAAUAUGUGCUCACAUUUAUGUUCAAUUGGUUUUCAACUCGAGUACCAAAACAAUUCAUGUGGGGAAAUAAUAGUCUUUCAGCAGAAGCUACUGGCAUAACUGGAUGUCCACAUGCAAGAAGAUGGAAGUCUUAUCCCAACCUCUUACAAUAUAUAAAAUUUAGCUCAAAAUGUACCAAAGACCUAAAUGUAAGAGCUAAAACUAUAAAAUUCUUAGAAAAAAACAGACAUAAUCUUUGUGACUUUGGACUAAGUAAGGAUUUCUUAAAUAGACAAGUAGUGAUUCUAUAGCAUCUUACUACGCUGAUCGACAGUGACUGUAACGGGUAUGUGGUGGGGACUUGAUAAUAGGGGGAGUCUAGUAACCAUAAUGUUGUUCAUGUAAUUGUACAUUAAUGAUAGCAAAAUUAAAAUUAAAAUAAAUAAAUGAAGAAAAAAAAAUAUGACACCGAAAGCUCAGUCAAGAAGAAAAAAAAAUAGAUGAGCUUCAUCAAAAGUAAAAAAAAUUUAUGUUUCAAAGGACUCAAGAAGAUGAACAGCAAAAAUCCACAAAAUUGGAGAAAAUAUUUUAAAAUUAUAAACAUGAUAAGGAACUUUAAUCCAUAAUGACUUUCAAAAAGCUUACACCUCAGUAAUCAAAAGACAAAUAACUUAAAAGUGGGUAAAUUCUGAAAGGACAUUUCUGCAAAGAAGAUACACAAAUAGCCAUACACAAAAACACAUGAAAAAAUUCUCAAGAUCAUUAAUUUAUCAUAAAAAUGCAAAUCACAACCACAAUGAGACACCACUUCACCCUUAAUAGGAUAACUAGAAUAAAAAAAGACAGAUAACAAGUGUUGGUGAGGAUGUGGAGAAAUUGGAACCCUCAUAACCUGCUGGUCUAGAUGUAAAAUGUACAGCCACUUUGGAAAAAGUACAGUGGUUCCUCAAAUGGUUAAACAUAGUUACCGUAUGAUCCAGCAAAUGCACUCCCUGGCAUGUGUCUAAGAGAAAUUAAACCAUACAUCCACACAAGGGCACACAAAUGUCUGUAGCAGCAUUAUUCAUAACUCAAAAAGAAUCAACCUGAAUGCCAAUCAACUGAUGAAUGGAUAAACAAUGUAUAUCAAAACAUGGAAUGGAAUAUCAGCAAUAAGAAGAAAUGAAGUAUGAAUACAUAUUGCAACAUGAUGGCCCUUGAAAACAUGCUCAGUGAAAGAGGCCAUUCACAAAAGACCACAUAUAUGAUUCAAUUUAUGUAAAACAUUCCAAAUAGGCAAAUGUAUAAUCUAUAGAAACAGAGGAGAGCCAUGGUUGUUAAGGGCUUGGGGAGAAGGUAGGGAGGUAGAAGGGAAAUGUCUGCUAAUGGAUGGGUUUGGGAGGGAGUGGGUAGAUGAUAGAAAUACUCUACAAUUGAUUGUGGUGAUUGUUCAAAAGUGAAAAUACUAGAACCAUUGAAUUGUGCAAUUUAAGUGGAUAAAUGCUAUGGUAUGUGAAUUAUAGCAUAAUAAAGCUGUUUUAAAAGCAAAACUGUAAAGUGUAUAGUAUUUUUUUAAUAUGUAAAGUAUAUAGUAUUUAACCUCAUUCCCACAUAUGCAACACCAUUAUUUUCUAGAUUAGGAAACAAGUCCAGAGAAAUUAAGAGAUUUGUCCAAGACUGGAGAUGAAAUUUUGUUUUACUAAUCUAGUGUUUAUUACAUUAUGCCAUGUUGUAAAUA